Carassius auratus (goldfish) is the source of this 4415-nucleotide messenger RNA. Its product is annotated as small G protein signaling modulator 1-like. Lineage: Eukaryota; Metazoa; Chordata; Actinopteri; Cypriniformes; Cyprinidae. The record is from RefSeq and is a predicted model, not a curated record. Gene Ontology annotation, molecular function: GTPase activator activity. The transcript is spliced from 26 exons. The coding region runs from base 1 to 4308 and encodes 1435 amino acids. Gene Ontology annotation, biological process: activation of GTPase activity.
AUGGCAACCACAACCACAGAAGCCGAGACCCGUCAAAGACUGCUGCGAAACGUGAAGAAGGAGGUCAAGCAGAUCAUGGAGGAAGCAGUCACAAGGAAGUUUGUUCAUGAAGACAGCAGCCAUAUUGUUUCCUUCUGUGCUGCUGUUGAAGCCUGUGUGCUCCAUGGGUUGAAGCGGAGAGCCGCUGGUUUCUUGCGAAGCAACAAGAUAGCUGCGCUCUUCACCAAAGUGGGCAAAAGCUUCCCUCCAGCUGAAGAGCUGUGCAGAAAAGCCCAGGAGCUGGAACUGGUCUUUGAGAGCAAACGAAGUCAGUCUCUCUCAUACAGCGAAAGCACCCGUAAGAUGCCCAAAGUCCUAAACUUCUCACCUCAGGCCGUCAGACAUGUGUGGAUCCACACCGCACUCAUUGAGAAAGUGCUAGACAAGAUCGUGCUGUACCUGGUGGAAAACAGCAGUAAGUUUUAUGAGAAGGAAGCUAUCCUAAUGGACCCUGUGGAUGGCCCUAUCCUUGCGUCUUUGUUAGUGGGCCCAUGUGCAUUGGAGUACACUAAAAUGAAGACGGCAGAUCAUUUCUGGACGGAUCCUUCAGCUGACGAGUUGGUGCAAAGGCAUCGUAUUCACAGUGGCCAUUGCCGACAAGACUCUCCUACAAAGAGACCUGCCCUCUGUAUUCAGAAAAGACACUCCAGUAGUAGUAUGGAUGAAAGGCCAUCUCCCUCCCCCUCUGCCAGAGACUACGUGGAGUCUCUUCAUCAGAAUUCCAGAGCGACCCUCCUGUUCGGCAAGAACAACGUUCUGGUGCAGCCGAGGGAUGAUAUGGAAGCAAUCCCAGGGUACCUCUCUCUCCACCAGACGGCUGACUGCAUGACUCUGAAAUGGACGCCAAAUCAGCUAAUGAACGGCUCCAUGGGAGAUCUCGACUAUGAGAAGAGUGUUUACUGGGACUAUGCCAUGACCAUCCGCCUGGAGGAGAUUGUGUACUUGCACUGUCAUCAGCAGGUGGACUGUGGGGGAACAGUGGUUCUGGUUAGUCAGGAUGGGAUUCAAAGGCCACCGCUUCGUUUUCCCCGCGGUGGUCACCUCCUACAGUUCCUCUCCUGUCUGGAAAAUGGGCUGCUGCCUCACGGACAGUUAGACCCGCCGCUUUGGUCCCAGAGAGGAAAGGGUAAGAUAUUUCCUAAGCUAAAGAAGAGAUGUCCACAGGGAUCCUCAGACUCUGUCUCAGACAAAGAAGAGGAAGAAGCAACCGAUUAUGUCUUCCGCAUUGUUUUCCCAAACAGCCAGUCAGAAUUUGUGACUUUUACCCAGUCCUCCCAUCUCUCACUGGGUACUGUCCUCCUGGCCCGAUCUCUCUUCCUGAACUCGAGAGGGCUGUGUCCUCCUAAACGGCAGACGCUGGUGAUGCCAAAGCGCCACUGCAGCUCCCCGGGAGAGUCUCCAUCCUCCCCUGAGCUCAGCUUGGCACCAGAAUUGAUAGAUCAGGGAGCAAACAUGUGGCACCCAACACCAAGGAAAUCAUCUUGCUCUUCCUGCUCACAGAGUAGUUUCUCUGAUGGAGCACCGCCCAAUGGAUGCAAUCAUGAAAGGGCCCCUCUGAAGUUGCUGUGUGACAACAUGAAGAACCAAAUCAUCUCUCGGGCUUUCUAUGGAUGGCUGGCGUACUGCCGUCACCUGUCCACGGUACGCACUCACCUGUCUGGCCUUGUCAAUCACUCUAUUGUGGAGCCAGAUGUGCCCAGUGACGCCUAUGGAGGCCUCACGACAGAAGUGUGGCAGAAGUUUCUUCAAGAUUGCAGUACUAUUGAGGAGAAGGAGUUGCUGCGGCUAGUUUAUUUCGGUGGAGUUGAGCCUUCUUUGCGAAAGGAGGUCUGGCCUUUCCUGCUGGGUCAUUACCAAUUUGGGAUGUCUGAGGCUGACAGAAAAGAGGUGGAUGAGCAGAUGCGGGCCAGCUAUGAGCAGACAAUGAGCGAAUGGCUGCGGUGUGAGGCCAUUGUUAGGCAGAGAGAAAAAGAACAGCACGCUGUGGCGUUAGCCAAGUGUUCGUCUGGGGCGAGUAUAGACAGCAUCACACAGAGAAUAAUGCACCGUGACUCCACCGUCAGUAAUGAGUCCUCGCAGAGCUGUAGUUCAGGCAGGCAAAGAGAUUCCAGGCUGCAGAGCGACUCCAGCAGCAGUACUCAAUUCUUCACUUCCCAAAACCCUUUCCUCUGGAGUAGCUUUCUUCCGUUUGGUUUGUUUUUCCAGGUGUUUGAGUCUGUUGAAGAGGUCGACCAGAUCGAGUCCGAACCCAAGAGUGAAGACGCCAAACAGGUUUCCAAAAUCUCAAAUGGAACACUGCAAAAUGGCACAAGUUCUCCAGACUCUGGUCUACCCUCUUCCAGAAACUUCUCCAUUACUUCUGGUCAGUCAGACUCUUUGAGCACAGAGGACAGUGGGAUACAUGACCCAAGCCUUAAAGCUCAACCACAGCUAGCAGUAUCAAAGGAGAGAUUUGAGAGUUCAUCUGAAGAAGGUGAGACCGAAUCGAUUGAGAAACUAUGUGUGGGAGAUUAUAGUAGAAUUGAGGUUAACAAAGUGUUGUCUCUGGGUGCAGUUGUGGCAAUAUCAGAGAAAAGCAAGAAGGCCACUGAGAGCAUUUCCGAUAAAAUGUCAGAGGUGGAGACUGAGGGGCUGAGGAUGGCUCGAGAUGCCUUUGAGGCUCCUGCAGCAGCUCGCAGCCACAUGACCAAAAUGGAGGCGGGCGACUCUCCAGAGAGGACUUUGACAUCAGAAAAUGAAGCAUUGACAGAAAUUCCCAAAGUGACAGAGGUCGAGGAAUCCACUCCUUCAGAGCAAAAGAUGAAUGAGAAUCAGCUAAGUGUGGACCCUGAAAGGUCCCACAUGGGUAUUAAAGAUAUCAUAGCAAUCCGAGAGGAACCUUUGGCAACAAAAGAUCAUAAGGUAUCAGAUGCACUUGAGCAUAAGGUUAUAGCUGACAUACUGGUAUCUGUUUCAAAGGACGAUGAUACAGAGAAAGAAACAUAUCAAUUAAGCAAAGCUAAAGACCACAAGACAUGCAUAGAUGACGCCAAUGAUUUUAGUGGCACACAAAGAGCUUCAAAACCAAGUGAUAAGAAAGAAAACAAGACCAGUGAUUUACCCAGUGGAGCUGGAACAACAGUAAAGAGGAAAGCAACAUCAUUUCUCCCAAAAACCAUUGGUACAGAGCUAAGAGAAAGAACGGAUGAUUCAAAGAAGAGCACACAUAAAGAAAUGCAGAGGAAAGCUCCAGUAAUUGAAGAGACGGUGGUCCCAUUGGUGCAUGAAGCUUUUAGCACAAGAGAGAUGGGUGAAGCCCAAGAUGCAACUGAGUCAGACGAGUCUCCCUCUGCAAUUCAAAUGGAAGAGAUUCCUACAGCUAAAGUGUCCAUGGUUUGGGAAAGGAAGAGUUCACCUAAAGGGAAGGCUAGUGAGCGGACAGCUGUAGCUGUGUUGGAGCUCAGGCUGGAGGAAGCUCAUGGAAAGCCCAGCUCUGAAGGAAUGGGCUCUGAGGAGCCAGGGAUGGAGAGUCUUUGCCCACAGCUGGAUUCACUGGCUGUAAACGCUGAGAAGAAUGACGCUACCGCUCCAGUUGCCUAUAUAGGCACCACUUAUUCUCAAGAGCUUUUGGACCUGUACACUCUAAAUCUGCAUCGCAUUGAUAAAGACGUUCAGCGCUGUGACCGAAAUUACUGGUAUUUUACUCCUGCUAACUUGGAAAAAUUGCGCAACAUCAUGUGCAGUUAUAUCUGGCAGCACCUGGAAAUUGGAUAUGUCCAGGGCAUGUGUGACCUGCUCGCUCCCUUGCUAGUUAUUCUAGAUGAUGAGGCCAUGGCUUUUAGUUGUUUCACUGAACUAAUGAAAAGGAUGAAUCAAAAUUUUCCUCAUGGAGGUGCGAUGGACAAACACUUUGCCAAUAUGAGAUCUCUCAUCCAGAUUCUAGACGCAGAGCUGUUUGAGCUAAUGCAUCAGAACGGAGACUACACACACUUCUACUUCUGCUAUCGCUGGUUUCUUCUGGACUUUAAAAGAGAGUUGGUGUAUGAUGAUGUGUUUGCUGUUUGGGAGGUCAUCUGGGCGGCUAAGUGUGUCUCCUCCAGUCAUUUUGGGCUCUUCAUUGCACUUUCAUUGGUGGAGAUAUACAGAGACAUCAUUCUAGAAAACAAUAUGGACUUCACAGACAUCAUCAAGUUUUUCAAUGAAAUGGCUGAGCAUCACAAUAUCAAGCAAAUUCUGACUCUGGCUCGAGACCUGGUUUGCAAAGUGCAGACGCUUAUAGAGAACAAGUAACUCUGAAACCUCUCACCUCUGUUGUUUAAAUCAUGUUCACAGUGUAACCCAUCAGCCCUUGCUACAAAACAACAGGGAAUAUUUGGCCAAAGCUUAAUGAGAUUCAU